Oncorhynchus masou masou (cherry salmon) is the source of this 4307-nucleotide messenger RNA. RefSeq names its product zinc finger protein 850-like. The coding region runs from base 239 to 3139 and encodes 966 amino acids. NCBI's taxonomy places the organism in Eukaryota, Metazoa, Chordata, Actinopteri, Salmoniformes, Salmonidae. The record is from RefSeq and is a predicted model, not a curated record. The transcript has 3 exons.
GUUUGCUCGUGGUGAAAUGGCGACAUGAGGCUGCGUGAUGGAGUGGCAAAAUAGAGGGAAGCUAACUGAAGUUAUCCUUCAUCAUUUGACCGACUCAGAUUAAGUCUGAGGCCGUUAACGUCAACAGUGAGGACAACAGUGAGGACAAACCCAGCCUGCCACUCUCCCCCGUCCAAACCUACAGUUACUGGGUCCUGAUUGUGACAGUGGAGCCCAGUUUGCUCUGCAGGAUCCAGAGAUGGCAUCAGUGAAGCUGGAAGACUGCAGUCAAACACUGGAGCUGAAUGUCAACAUUAAAAAUCAAGAGGAGGAGGAGAAGAUUAGGGCAACUGUUAGUCAUGGAUACCAUGUUGAGACAUUCUCCACAUCCAGAGAGCAACAGCAGGAAGAUCAGAGAACUAAGAGGUCUCAUCACUGCCCACAUUGUGAAGAGAUUUUCCCAUUUCUAUCAAAGCUAAAAAUACACCUAAAAAUACACACAGGAGAGAAGCCUUACUCCUGCUCUGACUGUGGAAAAUGCUUCAAAAAAUCAACGGUGUUAAAACUUCAUCAGAGAACACACACAGGAGAGAAGCCUUUCUUCUGCCCUGACUGUGGAACUCGUUUCUCUCAGCUUUCCCACUUAAAAUCACACGAACUUGUACAUACAGGAGAGAAGCCUUUCUUCUGCUCUGACUGUGGGGCGAGUUUCUCUCAGCUGAGCACCUUAAAAAAACACCAACGUAUACACACUGGAGAGAAGCCUUAUUCCUGCUCUGACUGUGGAAAAUGUUUUAAAACAUUAUUUGAGCUAAGAGUUCAUCAGAGAACACACACAGGAGAGAAGCCUUACGUCUGCUCUGACUGUGGAACUAGUUUCUCUCAGCUUUCCCACUUAAAAUCACACGAACGUGUACAUACAGGAGAGAAGCCUUUCUUCUGCUCUGACUGUGGGGCGAGUUUCUCUCAGCUGAGCACCUUAAAAAAACACCAACGUAUACACACUGGAGCGAAGCCUUAUUCCUGCUCUGACUGUGGAAAAUGUUUUAAAACAUUAUAUGAGCUAAAACUUCAUCAGAGAACACACACAGGAGAGAAGCCUUAUGUCUGCUCUGACUGUGGAAAAUGCUUCACAACAUCAACAUAUCUAAAAGUUCACCAGAGAACACACACAGGAGAGAAGCCUUACGUCUGCUCUGACUGUGGGGCGAGUUUCUCUCAGCGGGGCACCUUAAAAACACACCAAAUUAUACACACUGGUGAGAAGCCUUACUUCUGCUCUGACUAUGGAAAAUGCUUCAAAACAUCAACUGAGCUAAAAGUUCAGAGAACACACACAGGAGAGAAGCGUUAUUCCUGCUCUGACUGUGGGGCGAGUUUCUCUCAGCUGGGCACCUUGAAAACACACCAACGUAUACACACUGGAGACAAGCCGUAUUACUGCUCUGAGUGUGGAACUAGUUUCUCUAAAUCUUCCAACUUAAAAACACAUGAACGUAUACAUACAGGAGAAAAGCCUUACGUCUGCUCUGACUGUGGAAAAUGCUUCAAAUCAUCAUCUCAUCUAAAAGUUCAUCAGAGAACACACACAGGGGAGAAUCCAUACUCCUGCUCUGACUGUGGAAAACGUUUUAAAACAUCAACGGUGCUAAAACUUCAUCAGAGAACACACACAGGAGAGAAGCCUUAUUCCUGCUCUGACUGUGGGGCGAGUUUCUCUCAGCUGGGCAACUUAAAAACACACCAACGCAUACACACAGGAGCGAAGCCUUAUUCCUGCUCUGACUGUGGAAAAUGUUUUAAAACAUUAUAUGAGCUAAAAGGUCACCAGAGAACACACACAGGAGAGGAGCCUUUCUUCUGCUCUGACUGUGGAAAAUGCUUCACAUCAUCAUCUUAUCUAAAAGUUCAUCAGAGAACACACACAGGAGAGAAGCCUUAUUCCUGCUCUGACUGUGGAAAAUGUUUUAAUACAUCAAAUGAGCUAAAAGUUCAUCAGAGAACACACACAGGAGAGAAGCCUUAUUCCUGCUCUGACUGUGGGGCGAGUUUCUCUCAUCUGGGCACCUUAAAAACACACCAACGCAUACACACAGGAGCGAAGCCUUAUUCCUGCUCUGACUGUGGAAAAUGUUUUAAAACAUUAUAUGAGCUAAAAGGUCACCAGAGAACACACACAGGAGAGAAGCCUUUCUUCUGCUCUGACUGUGGAAAAUGCUUCACAUCAUCAUCUUAUCUAAAAGUUCAUCAGAGAACACACACAGGAGAGAAGCCUUAUUCCUGCUCUGACUGUGGAAAACGUUUUAAAACAUCAAAUGAGCUAAAAGUUCACCAGAGAACACACACAGGAGAGAAACGUUACGUCUGCUCGAACUGUGGAACUAAUUUCUCGCAACUUUCCCAUUUACAAUCACAUGAACGUAUACAUACAGGGGAGAAGCCAUACUCCUGCUCUGACUGUGGAAAAUGCUUCAAAACAUCAAAUGAGCUAAAAGUUCACCAGAGAACACACACAGGGGAGAAGCCAUACUCCUGCUCUGACUGUGGAAAAUGUUUUAAAACAUCAAAUGACCUAAAAGUUCACCAGAGAACACACACAGGAGAGAAGCCUUACGUCUGCUCGAACUGUGGAACUAGUUUCUCUCAACUUUCCCAUUUACAAUCACAUGAACGUAUACAUACAGGAGAGAAGCCUUUCUUCUGCUCUGACUGUGGGGCGAGUUUCUCUCAGCUGGGCUCCUUAAAAACACACCAACGUAUACACACUGGAGCGAAGCCUUAUUCCUGCUCUGACUGUGGAAAAUGUUUUAAAACAUUAUAUGAGCUAAAACUUCAUCAGAGAACACACACAGGAGCGAAGCCUUAUUCCUGCUCUGACUGUGGAAAAUGUUUUAAUACAUCAAAUGAGCUAAAAGUUCAUCAGAGAACACACACAGGAGAGAAGCCUUAUUCCUGCUCUGACUGUGGAAAAUGUUUUAAAACAUCAAAUGAGCUAAAAGUUCAGCAGAGAACACACACAGGAGAGAAGCCUUACGUCUGCUCUGACUGUGGAACUAAUUUCUCGCAACUUUCCAACUUAAAAUCACAUGAACGUAUACAUACAGGGGAGAAGCCAUACUCCUGCUCUGACUGUGGAAAAUGCUUCAAAACAUCAAAUUAGCUAAAAGUUCACCAGAGAACACACACAGGAGAGAAGCCUUACGUCUGCUCUGUGGAAGGGUGGGCGUGUAACUCAAACUUCUAGCCAAAGGCUGCUGUGUUUAGAAUCUCAUCAAGGAGGACUGUAGCAUUUUAGCUAAUCAGCAACUUUGCAACUACUUACUACUUUUUAGCUAUUACUUAGCAUGUUAGCUUAGCAUGCAACUUUGCAACUACUUACUACUAUUUAGCUAUUACUUAGUAUGUUAGCAUAUCAUACAUAUUACAAGUUCGUAACAUAUUGUAUGAAUAGCGAUGCGUAAAAUAACGUAAGAAUUGUAAUUCGUAACAUACGAUACAUCCUAGAAGUCGUAUUAUACUGAACAAUUUAAACACAACAAUUUCAAAGAUUUAUAGUUUGUAUAAGGAAAUCAGUCAUUUUAAAUAAGAGGCCAUAAUCUAUGGAUUUCACAUGACUGGGCAUGGGUGUGAGAAUAAAGUAGACGGCACGGGUCAAAGUAAUUGAUUUAUGACCCUGUGUCAUGAUGAUGUGUACAUGUCCAAAUAUGGGCCUCCGGCCAGGCCAUCCUGUUCCUGUGGUCACGUGUUAGAGGGUGUGUGUUAUUUUAUAUCUAUAUGGCAUCCUUUGAAGUAGUCAUGGUGAUUGAUGUCUAGGGGCCUGGUUGAACUGGGGGGGUUGAGUGUUUGAACAUUUGAACGUGUAUGUCCCCCACCCCCAGUUUUAUUGCCCUUAUGGUUGUUAUCUGAUGAAGCAGGAAUGUCCUGGGGUAUUGGCUGUUGCAUAUGCAUUUUAAAUAUCCAGAACAAGGCCUGUCACAAAUAUUACCGAAGGUGGCUCCCCUUCUUGUUCGAGUGGCGCUCGGCGGUCGUCGUCGCCGGGCAACUCGCUGCCACCGAUCCUUUGUUCCGUGUUCGUUUGGUUUUGUCUAAUUGGUUUCACCUGUUCAUUGAUUGGUUGUUAGGGUUGGUUAUUUAAGUUUGUUUAGCCCGCUUCUGUUUGUGCGGGCUUGUUCUUCUGUAUUUGUGAGAGGUGUUAGUGUUUUGUUGGGUUUUCUCGCUGUCCUGGUAUUUUACCUAAGGGUACUAUUUUGUUUUUAUAGUUACGCCUGUGUUGGGAAUAACUAUUUUGUUCCUUUGAUUUUGGACAUUAAAGUGUGUUUUUUCCCACA